GCGAGGAAGGCUGCCUGCCAGGGGCACAAGCAACUGGGCAAGGUGCCUCUCUCUCUUCCUUUCCCUUUCUGCCCCUCGCCAUGGAGCGCAAAGUGGCCCGGGAAUUCAGGCACAAGGUUGACCUGUUAGUUGAUAAUGAAGCAGAGAAAGAUUAUCUGUACGAUGUCCUGCGGAUGUACCAUGAAUCCAUGAAUCUUCCAGUGUUGGUGGGGGAUCUGAAGUAUGUCAUCAAUGAACCAAGUCGACUACCAUUGUUUGAAGCCAUCCGUCCUCUUAUCCCAUUAAAACAUCAAGUGGAAUAUGAUCAAUUAACACCUAAACGAUCUAGAAAACUGAAAGAGGUGAGGUUGGAUCGAUUGCAUCCUGAAGGCCUUGGAAUAAGUGUGCGAGGAGGUGUUGAAUUUGCUUGUGGCCUUUUUAUUUCACAGCUGAUGAAAGGUGGACAAGCAGACAGUGUUGGACUUCAGAUUGGAGAUGAGAUUGUCCGAAUUAAUGGAUACUCAAUUUCUUCAUGUACUCAUGAAGAAGUGAUUAAUCUUAUUCGCACAAGGAAAAUAGUGUCUAUAAAAGUGCGACAUGUUGGCAUGAUACCUGUCAAAAGUUCUCCUGAUGAGCCUCUCAAGUGGCAAUUUGUGGAUCAGUUUAUAUCAGAUCCUGGGGAAGGUAAAAGCAGUGUUGCUGGACUUGCAUCAUCUGGAGGGAAAAAUCAUAAAGAGAAGAAAGUUUUCAUUAGCUUGAUUGGUACAAAAGGCAUGGGGUGCAGUAUUUCCAGUGGUCCUACACAAAAACCAGGCAUUUUCAUAAGCCAUGUUAAGCCAAAUUCUCUAUCUGCCGAAGUAGGGUUAGAGGUUGGUGAUCAGAUUGUUGAAGUAAAUGGAAUGGACUUUUCCAAAAUAGAUCACAGAGAGGCUGUGAAGGUGUUGAAAAGUAGUCAAACUCUGACUAUCACUGUUGUAACAGGAGCUGGGAAAGAAUUGUUUAUGACUGAAGAAGAAAGGCAGAGAGAGGAGUAUAAUCGUGAGAUGGAGCGAGAAGAGCUGCUACGUCAGAAGCGCCUUGCACUAGAGACCAAUAAAAUUCUGAAAGAACAGCAAGAGAAAGAGAAACUGCGGAAAAUGGAAAUUGCACAGAAGGCUGCUGAGGAAGAAGAAAGAUACCUCAAAGAAAUCGAACAGAUAAAGGCAGAGGAAGAGAGAUUUAAAAAGCAGUGGGAAGAAGACUGGGGCCAUAAAGAUCCACCCAAACCCCCUAAAACUGUAGUUGCAGAAGUACAUCCUCCCCCUCGUCCUAAACAUAGACUAGAUUUAGAUGAAAAAACCCUUGACCAGCCUGCAGCAGAUGAUGAUAUGAGUGGAAUGAAAGAGAACCAGCAGGUUUGCUGUAUCACCUUGGCUUCCUAUCUUGACUUUGAUACUUCCUGCACUGCUCUUCCUCCUGACAAUUUUGGAUGGUUUUAUCGGUAUGAAGGAAAAUUUCCCACAAUUCGCAAGAAAGGGAAAGAAAGAAAGAAAUCCAAAAACGACAGCCUCAGUGAGCAGAAAAAGAGUAAAAUGCAACUAGAAUUUGAGCUAAAACUUCUUAAGGAAAAAGAAGAGAAAUUGGAAAGAGAAAAACAGCUGAAAAUCAACCGACUUGUGCAAGAGGUAUCUGAGACCGAACGAGAAGAUUUAGAGGAAUCGGAAAAGAUUCAACACUGGGUGGAAAAGCUUUGUCAAACACGUUUAGAACAAAUCUCCUCUGUGGAGAAUGAUACUCCAGAGACAACAGGUGUACGUCCUGCUGUUUCUCCUUCUGCAACAUCUGUACAGAGGUUUGCUGGUGGAUUGCAACUCCACACCACUGACCUUGAUGAUAUCAACUUAGAUGAUGUUGGCAAGCCUCCAAAAUAUCCAGCUCCACCUCCACCUCCAUUGUCCCAUGUAGCACCUGUAUCGUCAGUGGCUUAUCCACUUUCUGGACCAAAUGUCUCAGCUGUUCGAGGACCAGCUCCAGUGUCCUCUGCAGCUACAUGGAUACCAUCACCAUCAUCUUCUUCUUCUUGGAUACAUAUCCCACCACCUCCUCUGUCACCACCACCUCCUCUAUCACCACCACCUUCUCCCCCACCCCACCCUCCUCCUCCUUUGAUCCUCCAUCCAUUGCCCACACAUUUGGAAGAAAGAAUGGGCAGCUACAGCUAUCAACCUGGUGGGCCAGCAGAGUCAUUCACUGACUGGGAAAUGAAAAAUUACAAAGGAAGGAGUUUUACUCCUGUUGGUUCUCAGGCCAGUGAGCAGCAGACCUAUUUAUCCAGUCCAAAGGUUGCACGAAAUACAUCUCAUGUCAGCAAGGUAUCAUCUACAUCAGGCAACUCAUUGCAAUUUUCUCCAAGCCCUCCUGCCCAGCAUCGCUCAGCUAUACCUAUAGUCUCCAAACCAGUCAUGCUGCAUCCUGACCACAAUAUCAAGGUCAGACCAGCAAUCAAAUCAGAAGCCCUGCCUCAAGAAAUGUUUAAAAGAAUGGUGGUUUACAAUUCAUCAUUUAAAACUAACAAAAAACAAGGCUUCCAGAAAUAUGUGGAAGAUUUUGAUCCAUACACAAUGUUUUCACCAGAUCAAAUUAUGGGGAAAGAUGUCCGACUUCUGCGUAUUAAGAAGGAAGGAUCAUUAGAUCUUGCAGUAGAAGGAGGCAUUGAUUCCCCAGUUGGAAAAAUAGUGGUAUCUGCUAUUUAUGAGGGGGGUGCUGCAGACAAACAUGGAGGCAUUGUGAAGGGGGAUGAAAUAAUGGCUGUAAAUGGGAAGAUUCUAAUGGAUGUUAAACUGGAUGAGGCUCAAGCAACCCUUACAAAGGCCUGGAAUAUGGGUGGGGAUUGGAUUGACUUGGUCAUCGCAGUGUCUCCUCCCAAGGAAUAUGAUGAUGAAAUGACAUUUUUUUAAUAACAUGGGAGAAAUCACACAUAAGCGUUCUGAAGAAAACCACCACUUAAUAAGUACCAUGACAGUCUUGACAAAUUCCAGCCUUCUUGAAUUAGAGAAGUAAGAAUAAGAUGAACUUAAGAUUCUGCAAAUGAUUCAUGGCACAUCUUGUGUUUGAACUCUGGAAGCAACAUGCCAUUUCGUUUCCAUUCUUAAACUAUGCUCAAUGUCCGAUUUUGACUGCCAACAGCUGAAUAAUUCACUGUAGACACAGGGGCCAACUCUAAGUGCAUUGCAUGUAAAAUUGUUUAGAAAUUGUCAUCAUGACAAAAGAGAGACACGUCCUUUCCCAUAAAUGCAGAUAAGCCAUUUAAUUCUGUAUACAUCUACUUGGAAGUAAAUACAAUUGAGUUCAGUGGAAGUGGAAUACAAGAGAAACAGUUUAGGCAAAACAUGGCUAAGAACUGGAUUCUGUUGUCAUCUAUUUUUCCCGCAUAAUCCAGUGAUAAAAAAAAAAUCUCAGCUUAGCACUCAGUACAGCUAUUUCAUGUUGGUUCAAGCUUCAAAAUGCCAAGGAACAGGAUUCUAUAGCCAAUGCUUUACUACAUGGACUUCAUGAGCAAUAAUGGUGUUCAACAAUAUCACAAAUUCAAUCUUUUCCUUGCUCUUCGAUGCCCAAAUCCAGAUAGGGAGGAUGGAGCAGCAAAGUUUUAAACUAUGUUGCGCUGUUCCUUUGUUACUAGAGUAAUCUGGUCCUCUCCAGAUGUUUUAGAUACCCCCAGUACCGGCACUCAAGAUGGUUUACAAAUUAUUAAAACCAAUGCAGACUAAAAACAUACAAAAACAUCAGUAAAAAUACAUAUGUAAAUGUUAUUUUAAAAAACAAUCUAUAGAGUUAAGACCAUUUAAAAUUAAUUAGGCAGAAUAUAAAUUCAGCACAAAGGUAUCCCUCCCCAUUCAUAUCACAGACGACCAGUAUUAGGAAAUUAAUAAGAAUCAUUGAUUAGGUAAGACAGCAGAGGAAAGAACUUCACCUUCCCAAUUGUCCCAAUAAUGUGGUACAGUGCGCCCGGGCAUGCUUUACAUGGCUUUCAGCAUAUGCUGAAAGCAGCACGGGGAGAAGGGGCGGCACAUCCCAUAGGGACAAAUGGGGCAUGUGCCCAUGGUGUGCACACACUGCUGCACCGCCGUGUGCAUGAGCCCCAUUCAUUUAAAGGGGCUCAAGCAUAGGUGGUAUUUGCUUUACACGGGGGAGUCCAGAAUGGAUCCCCUGCGUAAAGUAAGGGCACACUGUAAUAUGUAGUUACAGGGCCAGAGCAGAUGGACAUAAAAGAGCAGCGUGAGUCUGCUCCAGCCAGAAGUGCAUCCAAAUCCCACUGACUGCACAACCUGCUCUGAAAGAGGGCCAUGCUUGCUGGGGCCAACUGAUGAUUCCAGGAGAUAAUUAUCCCAGCUCCUUUUUGCUCUGGUUCAAAGGACCAGAGCAUGGCCUCGGUGCAGCUUCCAGCCGUUUUGGAAACAUGCGUCAUGUAAUCAGCACACUUCCAAAGUGGCUGGAAGCUCCUUUUUUUCUGUCUUGGUGUUUCACUCCUAACUUGUGAGCUUGCAUUCUGUAACUAAAGAAAUUGUUAUUUCACCAUAGAAUCUACUAGAGUCCCUCUGAAAGAGAGAAUCUAUUUAAAACACAGUCAUACUGGCAGAAUUCUAACUUAAGACUGAAACUGAACGUGCACGAUGUAACGUUACCAACAGCUGCUGCCUUAAACUUUAAUAUGGCAAAAAAUCUUAAUUUUUUAACCACUGCUCAAAGCAUCACUAAAUGAAUGAGUCAACUCAUACCUACCUUGAGAAGCCUCAAGAAUGUAUACCAGUCGUUUUCACCAAAAUGUAAUAGAAAUAAAUGUUAUGCCUUUCUGAAAAUGAUGGAAAGAGAUAAAUGUGUCAGCUUUUAAGCAUUGUUUAAAGUUGAUGUACCUGUGGCAGUUUUCAUAAUCAGAUUUGUUUGAAAUGGGUAACAGUAGUAGACUUCAAGUAGGUCAUAGAUGCAAAGUGCAAUCAGUUUUUUUAAAAAAAAUCUUUAUCUGUGUAAACAACUUCUAUAUUCAGCUGUGAAUUUACCUUUAGCACAGGCUUCUAGUUUACUAUAAUUAAAAGCAAAGCAUAUGUUAAAAAUAUUUUCAUAUAAGAUAAAUAACAUAAAUGUUUCAAGGUUUAUUGCUUCUUUGAGUUAUUAUCUUGAAUAUUGGUACAAAUAGAGCAUAUUCAUUUCUUCAUGUCUUUGCCUUUUUUAAAAAAAAAAGUUUUAUGUUCCAUGUACAUUGCUGUUCCCAUGUGCCGAAAAGCCAGUCAAGAAUAAAAAUGGUUAUUGCCAAAU
Molecule: messenger RNA, 5268 nt
Organism: Sceloporus undulatus (fence lizard)
Lineage: Eukaryota; Metazoa; Chordata; Lepidosauria; Squamata; Phrynosomatidae
Gene: USH1C
Product: USH1 protein network component harmonin
Exons: 28
Coding region: 81-2915 (944 amino acids)
Biological process (GO): sensory perception of sound; inner ear receptor cell stereocilium organization; inner ear morphogenesis
Cellular component (GO): stereocilium tip; photoreceptor inner segment; cilium
Molecular function (GO): protein binding
Source: RefSeq, a predicted model, not a curated record